UUGUACUUAAACUAGCGGUGACAUUUGUACAGGACGUUACUUAGAAGUAGCCUAAACAUGCAGAUUCCUGUAUUCACUGUUGAUGCCUUUACAAACAAACCCUUUUGUGGCAACCCUGCAGCUGUCUGUUUGAUUGAAGACGAAUUGCAGGAUGACAUUUGCCAAAAGAUCAGUUCUGAAAUGAAUUUAUCAGAGACAGCAUACAUUAAGAAGCUGAAUUCUAAGGAUACGUUUAGCUCAGCUUCCCGCUUUGGGCUGAGGUGGUUUACACCAACAAGAGAGGUUCCACUCUGCGGACAUGCAACCUUAGCAUCAGCAGCUGUGUUGUUCUACAUACAAAAAAAUUCGAACUCAUCUCUCACAUUUGAAACUCUGAGUGGAGAGCUGUAUGCCAGACUGUCCGGUGACCAUAUCGUCUUAGAUUUCCCAAUGCAUACAUCAACACCACAGGAUCCCCAGGAAGUUAAAGAACUGAUUAAAACAGCUGUGGGUGACCUUGCUAUUCAAGAUGUUCGCUACUCCAGUGCAACAAAGAAACUUCUUGUACGUCUGUGUGACACUUAUAACAGGUCUGUGCUGGAGAGCCUGAAGCCAGAUACUGAAUCUCUGAUGAAAAGUGACAGCACAGGAAAGGUGGCAGGACUGAUAAUCACGUUGAAAGGAAAUCAAAAUGGCAACUAUGACUUUUACUGCAGAUAUUUUUCUCCGUGGAAUGGUAUUCCAGAGGAUCCCGUCACAGGGUCUGCACACACAGUGUUGGGCAGCUAUUGGUCAGAGCAACUAGGAAAAAAAGAGAUGCUUUCCUGUCAGUGCUCUCGUCGAGGAGGACAGCUGAAGAUCUCAGUGAGGGGCGAUGGGAGAGUGGACAUGGCUGGGCAGACCGUGACCGUGCUGAGUGGGAACCUCAUGCUAUAAACACCUGAAUGGAAUGAACAUUGCCUAAAUAAUAAUAAAACAAUGUGGUCAGAUGCAUAGAGUACUUCAGUUUGCUCCUUAUCAACCAAGCCAAACCUCUCCAGUACAUCACCCUGACUUCAAAUUGGCUCAGGAAGUGAAACAUUUCAAAAGGGUGCUGCUGUUCGAUAUAGUGGAGUUAUGUACGUCACAGUUUAGUUUUACUUAUCUAGAGUAAAGUGUAUCCAAUUGUUAUAAAAACUUGGUUAGGACAUUCUUUAGCAGUAGUUAUUGAGCGUGUCAGACUAUGGAGGGGUUAAGUAUAUCAACAUAUCACACUUUUAUAGUAUCUAGGGAACCAUUUUUCAUAUUUUGGAGAGGAUCAGAAUCUGGGUAUAUAUUAAAAGGACCUGUCUGUCUGUCCAUAUACCACAGUUACAUUUUUAUAUGGAUGUAGGUCAGCGGUUCCCAACCUGUUGAGUAAACUCCAGGUGAUCCGUGAGUAAACUCCAGGUGGUCCGCAAACAACUCCCAGAAUUUGGUUAUGCAGUUCUUGCAAAAAACUAUUUCUACAGAAUCACCCGUUGUGCAACUACAAUAUAUUACAAAGAAACACAAACAGCUUUAACCACAUUACAUACAAUUCUAAGCUAUGUAUGUAGUCUGCAUUUUCCCCAUUUAUCAGUUUUCUUUUAUUACAGGUGUGUUUAUAUAAAUGAUUAUAUAUUUCAGCUCCCUUUCAAUACCAAGCAUCGCCUUCAAAGCCACCAUUAAUGAAACAGCUUUCCAAUGUCAAAUAAAUACUAACUAAAUAACUUGCACAUUAUAAAGCCACAUUUGUCUUGUCAAAAAUACAGACUUCUUUUUUUAACCCGCAUUAUUAAAAAACCUACUAGUAUUCACGUAAAUGCACAUCUUUCUAAUCUGUGAUUCUACUGCUUGUUUACACGUAAUCUGGUUUCCUAACUAGGCUGGAAUGACAAUUAAAAAUAAAUAAAUACAUUUAAAAGUUUAA
Molecule: messenger RNA, 1909 nt
Organism: Acipenser ruthenus (sterlet)
Lineage: Eukaryota; Metazoa; Chordata; Actinopteri; Acipenseriformes; Acipenseridae
Gene: pbld
Product: phenazine biosynthesis like protein domain containing
Exons: 9
Coding region: 58-915 (285 amino acids)
Biological process (GO): biosynthetic process
Cellular component (GO): cytoplasm
Molecular function (GO): isomerase activity
Source: RefSeq, a predicted model, not a curated record